AUGUUACUGAGUGCAGCAAUUACGAUCUUGUCGUUUUCUGUCGCUGUGGUUUCAGUUUCGGGUGUGGUGAACUCUGAAACUCAGGCUGAAGCUGUGAAUGAUUUGUUGCAAAGACUCAUUCCAGAUCAUGUUCACAAUUUUGUCAUAUCAGUAAAAAAUACAAAGAGUUAUGAUUCGUUUCAGAUUUCAAGUUCUGGUGGCAAGAUUUACAUCGAGGGUACAACAGGAGUAGCUGCUGCUUGGGGUGUGCAACAUUAUUUGAAGUAUUGGUGUAAUGCUGAUGUCUCGUGGUCAGGAGAUCAACUCAACCUCACUGAUCCAUUGCCAACAGUAGAAGGCAUUGUAAAAGUAUCAAGUCCUUAUCGAUAUCGUUAUUAUCAGAACGUCUGUACAUCAAGCUACUCGUUUGUUUGGUGGGAUUGGACACGGUGGCAACGUGAGAUUGACUGGAUGGCUCUGAAUGGAAUAAACUUGCCAUUGGCAUUUACAGGCCAGGAAGAGAUAUGGAGACGAGUGUUUUCUCACUUUAAUUUUACAUCUGCUGAUUUGGCUUCUUUCUUCUCGGGCCCUGCAUUUCUUGCUUGGUAUCGUAUGGGCAAUAUUCAAGGCUGGGGAGGUCCGCUGCCGGAAGAAUGGAUGUUUACACAAUUACAUCUGCAACAUCUAAUACGUACUCGCAUGAGGUCGUUUGGCAUGGUGCUCGUUCUUCCUGGUUUUGCCGAUCACGUGCCUUCCUCUAUUACUCGGUUGUAUCCCAAUGCAUCUGUGCAUCAGACGAUGACAAAGGGUCGUACAUGGGGUCAUUUCUCUCAUCCCUACUGCUGCACAUAUCUUCUUGAUCCCGCUGACAGUCUGUUUUGAGAGAUUACUCAUGUUUAUAUGUCAGAGUUGAUACAAGAGUUUGGUACGGAUCACUUUUACAGUGUCGAUCUAUUCAAUGAACUCAGUCCAAAGUCUAAUGAUACCGAGUACUUACACGAUCUCAGUGCUGGUGUCUUUACUGCUAUGUCUUAUGUAGAUCCUGCAACUGUGUGGGUGAUGCAAGGUUGGCUCUUUCAGAACGACGAGGAAUUCUGGCAACCGCCUCAAACGAAAUCGUUAUUGCUGGGCGUUCCGAUUGGUCGCUUUUUGAUUCUUGACUUGUUUGCGGAAGUUUAUCCUCAAUGGCAGAGAACUGAAUCGUUCUAUGGGCAGCCGUUUAUUUGGUGCAUGCUGCACAAUUUCGGAGGCAACCUGGGAAUGUAUGGCACAGUUGAAAAUGUCACUCGGGGUCCCGUGGAAGCCCUCGAUGAUUCGAAGGCAACUGUUUUUGUUACCGGUUUGACACCCGAGGGUAUCAAGCAAAAUGACGUUGUAUAUGAACUGAUGAACGAGAUGGGUUGGAGGACUCAACCUGUUAAUCUUUCGUCGUGUUGGUUACGCAUGAAGGCGAUAUGGUGGAGACAAUACUUUGGUGUCCAUCGCUUGGUCGUUGCUUUUUCAAAGUAUUUACAACAGCACCAUUUCACGACAGAACCACUGUCAUGCCAUUCCUGUUGUGAGACCCGUACUUGACCUUAACCCUCCUAUAUGGUAUAAUAUUAGCCAUGUGUAUCAAGCAUGGGACUUGAUGGUGAGGGCAGCACCGAAAUUUGCUGGUAUAGGAACAUUCAGUUUUCUCAAGGUACGAUCUUGUGGAUUUGACACGACAAGCACUUCAGGAUUUCUCGAUUCCGAUCUACAAGCAGCUGGUGAACGAAUAUAACAACAAAAGUGCAACCGGUGUAAGAAUUGUGGGCAAUGUGUUGUUGGAGUUGCUGAGAGAUAU
Messenger RNA from Corticium candelabrum, 1807 nucleotides. RefSeq names its product alpha-N-acetylglucosaminidase-like. The transcript has 16 exons. The record is from RefSeq and is a predicted model, not a curated record. Lineage: Eukaryota; Metazoa; Porifera; Homoscleromorpha; Homosclerophorida; Plakinidae.